Molecule: messenger RNA, 2181 nt
Organism: Carassius carassius (crucian carp)
Lineage: Eukaryota; Metazoa; Chordata; Actinopteri; Cypriniformes; Cyprinidae
Product: terminal nucleotidyltransferase 5A-like
Exons: 2
Coding region: 282-1463 (393 amino acids)
Biological process (GO): mRNA stabilization
Molecular function (GO): poly(A) RNA polymerase activity; RNA binding
Source: RefSeq, a predicted model, not a curated record
GCGGGCACAUGUGCUUCACUUUUAAUUAUUCAUAAAGCUGACCAAUUGAGCAGCGUAUGUAAAUAUGUCAGGUUUAAAUGUAUCUGUAGGCUUAUCCCAGACUCAGUGAAUGAACGCUGGACUGGAGCGAGUAGCACGACUGUGAGGAACUGAAGUCCGUUCAAUUAUAUGGAUUCUCUUGCGCUGUUAAAAGAACUUUUAAAAUCCACGCUUUGAUCCCGAGUUGACAUUCUAUAUAGUCGGGGCACCCAGCUGCCAUCCAGCGAGCGGACGGGUUCGUCAUGUCCUCCGCGGGUGAGUCGGAGCAGAGCCGGCGCUGUUGUGUUCUGUCCUGGGAGCAGGUGCAGCGUCUGGACUCCAUCCUGGGAGAAUGUGUGCCGAUCCACGGCCGAGGAAACUUCCCGACACUCUCCGUUCAGCCACGGCUUAUCGUGCAGGUGGUGCGGGCUCGUCUAGAGGAGCGAGGCGUAGUGGUGCGCGAUGUGAAGCUGAAUGGUUCAGCUGCCAGUUAUGUGCUCCACCAGGACACUGGCCUGGGCUACAAAGACUUGGACCUGAUCUUUGGCCUGAGUCUGACUGAUGACAAAACCUUCCGUCUGGUAAAGGACGUGGUCCUGGACAGCCUUCUGGAGUUCCUGCCCGCCGGCGUGAGCCGGGACCGCAUCACCGCCCUGACCCUGAAGGAAGUGUACGUGCAGAAGCUGGUGAAGGUUUGCAAUGACACGGACCGCUGGAGCCUCAUCUCACUUUCCAACAACACUGGCAAAAACGUGGAGCUGAAGUUUGUUGACUCCCUGCGACGGCAGUUUGAGUUUAGCGUGGACUCUUUUCAGAUCGGCUUGGACUCACUGCUGCUUUUCGACCGUUGCUCCGUGACGCCCAUGUCUGAAAGUUUCCAUCCCACUGUGCUCGGAGAGAGCAUGUAUGGAGACUUUGAAGAAGCGCUGGGACACCUACAUGCCAAAAUCAUCGCUACGCACAGUCCGGAAGAGAUCCGUGGAGGGGGCCUCUUGAAAUACUGCCACCUGCUGGUAAGGGGUUUCCGUCCAGCGUCUGAGGCACAGAUGAAGAUGCUCCAGCGCUACAUGUGCUCACGCUUCUUCAUCGACUUCCCAGACAUCCAUGAGCAGCAAAGGAAGCUGGAGGCGUACCUUCAGAACCACUUUAAUGGCAUGGCACACAAGCGGUACGAUUGCCUCGUGACUCUCCAUCGUGUUGUAGAUGAAAGCACCGUGUGUCUUAUGGGCCACGAGCGGAGGCAAACACUCAUGCUAAUUUCCUCUCUGGCGCUACGUGUGCUGGCCGAAAAGAACGCCAUUCCUGCACUGUCUAAUGUUACGUGUUACUACCAACCAGCGCCCUACAUCAGAGACGUCAACUUCAGCAACUAUUAUGUAGCACAUGUGCAUUCGCCCAUUUCCACCUGUAACAACUCAUAUCAGACAUGGCUGCCUUGUAGCUGAGCCAUUAAAGGGCAAAAACACUGCUGGGGAAUAUUUGCAGUUGUUUAGUUAAAACCCUCAGACUUUCCAGGGGAAAUCUCAUUAAAACAUGUCUACGUCAUAAUGCACUUCAGAAAAAAAGAAAGUAUAUUUUGCAUAAAGAAAUGUUCAUUUCACAAUUGUGAUUUUCGUUGUAUCUUCUCAUUGUGUAUUCUUCUUGUUUUUGCAAUUAAAAUUAAAGUAUUUGUUUAUUUAAAUUGGCAAAAAUUCAGGACAAUACAACAAAUACUACAUAUUUUAGAGAAUUAAAUAAUAAUAAUAAUAAUGGUCUUACAAGCAUGCUUAAUCUUCUUUGUACAAAAUAUAAUUUUUCUUUUAUUUAUUUUUUUCCUUUUGGGCUGAAAUAUGACCCAGACAUGUUUUUUUUUUAAAUGCAUCAUUUGAUUUACCAUUUAAUUUUACCAUUUUGUUCUUUUGUGCCAAAUUGGAUAGAGACCAGAAGUGAAAUAUUGUGUCUUGGAUGCCACUAAUCCACCCAGUUAUAUUGAACUCUAUACUGGAAUACUCGAAAUGAUUCUGAUUUCUCUCAAAAACUCUUUGUGAGGAUUUUGUCCAGUGCAGAUGAAAUGAUAAAAAUGAACACUGGGUGGAAGGUGGGAAAAUGUCUAAAGCACUUUUCUGCUCUAUGUAUGUGUAACUCAUUCAUGGUUUAUAAGUGAAAUGUUUUUAAGUUAUGAAA